This is a messenger RNA of Thermothielavioides terrestris NRRL 8126, 1996 nucleotides long. RefSeq lists its product as uncharacterized. Gene Ontology annotation, biological process: tRNA aminoacylation for protein translation. NCBI's taxonomy places the organism in Eukaryota, Fungi, Ascomycota, Sordariomycetes, Sordariales, Chaetomiaceae. Bases 175 to 1701 code for a protein of 508 amino acids. Gene Ontology annotation, molecular function: aminoacyl-tRNA ligase activity; ATP binding. The record is from RefSeq and is a predicted model, not a curated record. The transcript has a single exon.
AUUCGGUAUAAGUUGAAGUGUGGGAAAGGCCUAGACAGGAACUUGAAAAACCUCAUGCCUUCCCCGGCCAAAUCAUCAUCGAACAGCAGCAUCACCAGCCUUUCUGAAGGAUCUUGCGAAAGCAACUAAAAGACGAACAGCUAUUUCCGACUGCCCGCUACGUCUUGAAUAACCAUGCCACCGCCGCCCGCUGCUGCGGUUGCUGCCCGUAAGCUAAUUGGCUUGCUCGAGCCACUCCUAGACGGUCCAGACAACGCCAAGGGCAGCGGGGCGGCCACGCAGCCGCCGGGACCGGGUGUUCGGGACAUCUUGUCCGCCAUUCAGGACCUUGUCCCGGCGCUCUCCCCGGGCAGUCCCCUUUUUGCGACCUUCCACAAUGGCCAGGUCCACGAUCCGCUCGGCGGCGGCUCCUAUGCCUUCCGGGACGAUGUCGUGGGCCCUCUGAUAUCCGCUCUCGUCCACGACGAGACUCUUGCGGGCGAGCUGAGCGGCGACACCAUCGCGACUGCCGGAUCAGGGCAAGCGCGUCAUGCCCGCAUUCCCACCCGUCCCAUCGUCAUCCAUGCCGGCCUGCAGCCAAACAACUCGCCACAUGUCGGCACCCUGAUCGUCUUUUGUUACGCCUUCGCGGUAGCCGGUGCGAUCCGGGAUCGAAUGCACACGGCCGCAGCUAGCACGGGGGUGGGAUCCGCGCCGGUGACGGCGCCGCCGGUCUCGGUCGAGAUUACAUUUGUCGACACCGCGCCAGUCGAGGGCCAGGGGGAGGUGAUAGACGGCGUGCAUUACCAGCGGUCGCACAGAGACGUGCCCAAGGCACUCCAAACAUACAUGGCCGACUAUGACGAGGUGCUCCAUCUCCUAUCCACCUGGUCGGGCAUCCCCUACACUGUCCGCUUCCAAUCCGACUUCUUCGCCGGCCCCACAAUUCCCUCCAUCCUCCGCUACAUCAUCGAGCACCACGAGCUGCUCGGCCAGCAGCUCUCGCCCAAGCACGGCACGCUGGCCCUCCGCGCCGCAUGUCCCGUUCCCGGCUGCCGCCUGGCAGACAAGCACGGCCGGCGCAACGUGUACACCAAGCCGAGCAGCGGCGGCCAACAGUCCGACGCGGGCACCAUCACCUUCCACUGCCCGCACCACGGCCCGCACGUCGUGCGACUCAGCCGCCCGGACGAGGUCGCGCGCCUCGAGGCCAACGCACCCGCGCGCAACCUCAUCCGCAGCAUGAGCCACCUGCUGGACACCCGCACGCACCACGUGCGCGUCACGGGCGCCGACUACGCCGGCAUGUACCAGGAGGCGUUCCUGUACCGGCCGCUGGCGGCGUGGGCGGCGUGGGCGGCGGCAUCCACAUCCACAUCCACAUCCACAUCCACAUCCACGGCCACGGCCACGGCCGCGGCAGUGGCGGGGCGCACGCCGCACAUCCUGUACGCGCCGCUGGUGGUGGACUGGAGCGGGGCCAAGCUGUCCAAGGCGCUGUACGUGCGCGGCGGCGGGUACGCGGCGAUGGAGCUGCUGGGGUCGGGCGGGCUGUGCAGCUUCGCGCUGCUGCGCGGCCGGUUCGGCGGCGACGGGGCCGCGGGGCUGCGGCGGAUCUGGGAGGAGGUCGGGCGGUGGCUGGCGGACCCGCGCAAGCUGUUCCGCGCGUACUCGGUCGAGUAUCUGCAGCGGGUGGUCUUGGAGGGCGGGAAGUGGGAGUAGGACGGGAUGAUUGAGACAGGCUAUGGUUUGAGUGGGUGUCAGAUAGAGCAGGACACUAACAGGGCAUAAUUGUUGUAACUGCCUCACUUUGCCCUGCUUCCGAGUCAAAGAGAAGGAUCUUGUUGGUUUACACUGAAACAUCAGCGAGCGGUCCGAGGGUUUGAGGCUAGGCGGUAGCGGUAACGGUCAGUUUAAGUCAAAGAAUAUCAAUUAGACUUGUGCAUUCCUGCCUGUUCCUUAGUUGGGUUAGGAAUGAUGAUUAUUUCAGUUUUUUUGUGCCGAAUUAUGUGUGAAA